Molecule: messenger RNA, 2991 nt
Organism: Pseudozyma flocculosa PF-1
Lineage: Eukaryota; Fungi; Basidiomycota; Ustilaginomycetes; Ustilaginales; Ustilaginaceae
Exons: 2
Coding region: 1-2991 (996 amino acids)
Molecular function (GO): protein binding
Source: RefSeq, a predicted model, not a curated record
AUGGAAGACCUGCUCAGGGCGCUGCGCAACAUCGGCCUGGCGCUGCCGGACCCGGAGCAGCUCCUCCAACUCUCUGACCCGGAUCCCGAGGUCCAGUCCAACCUAGCACAGCUCAUCGCGCUCAACCCGAGCACCCACGAGUACCAAGACGAGCCUCGGGAUGAGCACGAUGCAGGCGCUGCCGACGGCGAUGGCGGCUCAGACGACGGCGACGCUCCCGCCAUGGAUCCCCUCAUGGACGCCGAUCUCUUCCGCGGCGCCGUCCAGGCGCUCCUCGAAAACUACAACAAGUUCAUCGACAAGGAGCGCGAUGCCCUCCAGCGCGAACACGCUGCCCUCGCGUCGCCCAAGAAGAUCAAGCCGGUCCCCUUCCGCGCCCUCAUGGCACGUCAGGACGCCGAGAUCAAGAGGAGGGCAGAAGAGGUCCACGCCGCCGGCUGCGACCCCGACACGGGCCGCAAGCGCAGGCGCUUCUACCUGCCGCGCCAGACUUUUGACGGCUACGGCAGCUACGCCUCCGACAAGCCCCUCGUCGACCUCUCCCGGCUCGAUGCAGACGACUUUGCCGCGCCCAAGCGCUUCGAGGGCCGCUACCUCCUCUGCCGCGUCGCCUCCCGCCUCAACCUCUACGUCAGCUGCACCUUCAUCGCCACCCUGCCCUCUGGCCACGCCAUCCCCGUCUCGAUCUCUCACUUUACACCAAAUCUCCAUCUGUCCGGCGCCGACCUCGAUGCCCACCUGCCCAUCGGCACCGUCCUGGCCAUCCGUGAGCCCUACAUCAGCCAGAACCACUUUGGCAAGGGCGGCCCGGCGCUCGGCGGCAAGAACGUGCCCGGCGUCCGCGUCGACACGCCGUCCGACGUCCUCAUCGUCGAUGGGCUCGGCCAGCACGACGAACACCUGCUGCAAGGCGUCGAGUGGCAGGCGCUGCAGGUCGAGGCUGCACCGGCAGACCAUCUUGCGACGAUCGAGGACAUCUGGAAGCAGAGCCCCUGCGCAGCCAACACCAAGGGCUGCCGAUGGCUGCAGGACGGCCCGCUCUCGAGGUUUGCCGCAAGACGGCUUAAGGCCCACCAAGAGCAGCGGGAAGGCUCCACAAGUCAUCAGAAGCUCGAAACCGCACUCGAGGCACUCGACGAGGCCGAGCGGCGGGCGCUCGCCCAACGCACCCGUCAGCUUGCCGAAUCCCUGCUCCAGCACAACCGCCCUGGCGCGGCCCUUCGAGAGGUGGCAGCGGCGCGCCUGCUGCGCGUCCUCGGCCAGGAUCCCAAAUUCGACGGCCGCGACCUGGAGCUCGAGGGCCGGAUCCUGCACCAUCUGGGCGACUACGAACGGGCCAACGCCGCGUUUGAAGCGGCGCUCAAGCUGGCCGCGGCGGCGGGCGAGGAUGCCGCCUCGGCGGGAGAGCGCGUCUACCCGCACCUCGUGGCGGCGCGGGCGGCACAGCAGUCGGCGGCCGAGGGCCCCAGCCACGAGAACGUGUGGUCGUACUACUUUGACUCGUCGAGCUACCCCACGCCGCGAUUCGACCAGGGCGACUGGCUCGGCGCCGUGGCCGUGCAGGACAUUCCGGGCGCCGGGCGCGGCCUGGUGCUGACGAGGGACGUCGAGGAAGGCGAGCUGCUGCUGUCGUGCAAGGCGGCGGCCAGCAGCUACGCCAUCGACAGCGGCUGCAAGGGCAUCUACCUGCUGCGCUACACGGUCGAGACGGGCGUGACGAGCACCACGACCCAGGUGCUGGCGGCCACCAAGAGCAUCCACGCCAUGCUCGACCGGCCCGAGCGGGCGCUGCCCAUCAUGGGCCUCACCGCCGGCCCGGGCGUCCCCGACUCGCGCUGGGUGUCGCAGCCGUACCCGCCGUACCCGGUGCCGCCCAAGCGAUCCUCGGGCAAGCCGUCGGCCGACUCGAUCGCCCUCGCCAUGUCCGGGAUCGAGGGAGGCAUCGCGGCCCUCUCGCUCAACGGCGGCGGCGGCGGCGGCGGCGCCGUCUCGCCCAGGGUCGAGCACUACCGCGCCGUGCUCCUCGCCGGGCUCGACCGGCCCUCGAUCGACUCGAGCUACGUCGAUGGCGUGCUGCGCUUCAACGCCUUUGGUCCGGCACCCAACCCGGGCACGGCCGAGUCGGACAGCGGCGGCGCGCUCGACGCUUCGGAGCUGUCGCGCUCGACCAUGGUCCAUCCGCUGCCCGCCAUCCUCAACCACGCCUGCCUGCCCAACGUGUCGUCGGUCUUUUUCGGCGACGUCGUCACCACGCGGGCGCUCCACCCGCUCAAGGCCGGGACCGAGAUCAUGCACCAGUACGUGCGCGGCGAGCAGCCCUGGCCCCUCCGCCGCUCGCAGCUCUCCAAGCACGGCUUCGUCUGCCGCUGCGGCAUCUGCCUGCUCGACGAGCGCGACGGCGACGAGGCGUGCAGGACGCGCCAGAAGCUCGUCGGCGGCAGCUUCCCCAUGCUGCUCGAGCGCAGCCGGAUCCUGCUCAAGGACGACGGCGCAAAGGGCCAGAGCGAGGCCGAGCGGCAGGACGACCACCGCGACCUGGCAUCCAGCCUCGAGGACCUCGUCGACCAGGUCCAGGCCACCUACCACGCCGAGCGCGGACAGCUGCGGCCGGAUCUCAUGGCCAUCUGGCAGAAGAUUGCCCAGCACCGCGCCAAGUUUGACGUCGAGGCGGCAAAGGACGACGAGCGCAACGCCCUCGCCUCGAUCGGCGCCGUCCUCGCGCUCCAUCCCGCGGCCACGGCAGGCAUGGGCCCGGACCUCAAGGCCGCCUCGAUGCUCUCGCGCCUCCCCGACCUUCACUUUGACGGCGCCAUCAAGUCGAUGCUCGCCCUCUCCUCUCUGUGUCUCGCCCAAGACGAGGGCAUCGCCAAGCGGUGGGCACAGUCGGCGCUGUGGGCCCACGAAUGCACCAUCGGCGGCGGGCCCGACGUCUUUCUCGACAGGUGGGAGGCCGGGUACGCUGGGCUGCCGGUGCGCAAGUGGAUCAAGUGA